This is a messenger RNA of Melanotaenia boesemani (Boeseman's rainbowfish), 2086 nucleotides long. It is a transcript of the gene mob2a, whose product is annotated as MOB kinase activator 2a. NCBI's taxonomy places the organism in Eukaryota, Metazoa, Chordata, Actinopteri, Atheriniformes, Melanotaeniidae. The record is from RefSeq and is a predicted model, not a curated record. Gene Ontology annotation, molecular function: protein kinase activator activity. Gene Ontology annotation, biological process: positive regulation of protein phosphorylation; signal transduction. Gene Ontology annotation, cellular component: nucleus; cytoplasm. The transcript has 5 exons. The coding region runs from base 507 to 1217 and encodes 236 amino acids.
CAGAAAGCAGCAGCUCCAGUGGAGGUUCAAGCUGGCAGCUAGUACGGCAGCUAUACGAGGAUUCAUGACAGAGGUUACCGGGUUGACCAGCUGCAUCUCAACACGCAAGCUUCACUCGGCGCCGCGGCACCCUGGACACUGCGACUCCAGGUGGAUUCACACACCGCUGCCCUGCUCUCCUCCGCCCGCCUUCGUAUUCAAAGUCACUCAGAGCUGAACUCCCGCUACCAGCUAACAGACUGACCAGACUGCCACUGUAUGAUCCUAGCUAGCUGGGGAUCAAAACAAGGACAAUCGCUCAAAGUUUAAGCGACGUUUGUGUUUGACCAGCCAGAGGAUCCACCACACGGAAGAGACACGGGCUCCGGGAAGAGAGCGACAGUACUCGGGAGCCAGGCGGCCAGGCUAGCGAGGGUGGUGGCCGGAUAAACUAGGGGUUGCCUCCAGCUCCUGGUGGAUUUAUCCACUGCCAGCUAACGUUAGCCAAGCUAGCUCCAAACAGCACCAUGGAUUGGUUAAUGGGGAAGUCGAAGACGAAGCCAAAUGGAAAGAAGCCACCGGCUGAGGAGAAGAAGCAGUACUUGGAGCCAGAGUUCACGAAAAUCCGUGUGGUAGAUUUUGACCUGAAGGAACUGGUGGUUCUGCCCAGAGAGAUAGACCUCAAUGAAUGGCUAGCCAGCAACACAACAACGUUCUUCAAUCUUAUUAACCUGCAGUACAGCACCAUCUCAGAGUUCUGCACUGGGGACACCUGUCAGGCCAUGACAGCCUGCAACACAAUAUACUACUGGUAUGACGAGAGGGGGAAGAAGACGAAGUGCACUGCUCCCCAGUACGUCGACUUUGUAAUGAGUCUCUGUCAGAAACUGGUCACAGAUGAGGAAAUCUUUCCCACGAAAUACGGCAAAGAGUUUCCCAACUCGUUUGAGUCCUUGGUAAAGAAGAUCUGCCGGUACCUGUUCCACGUGCUGGCUCACCUCUACUGGGCGCACUUUAAAGAGACGGUGGCUCUGGACCUGCAGGGCCACUUGAACACUCUGUACGCACAUUUCAUCGUUUUCGUAAGGGAAUUCAACCUGGUCGACCCCAAGGAGACCUGUAUCAUGGACGACCUGUCUGAAAUCCUCUGCACCCCCGCCCCGCUGCCCGCCGCCGCCCCCUCCACCCCAGCAUCACAACCCUCUCCUUCCUCACAAAACCACGUAACGGAGAGAUGAGCAGGGAGGGGGGCAGCGGCGAGAGCAGCCCCGAGGGUGAUAACCGAUAAGAUGGAGAGAAGGAAAAACAGCCUGGCCCCCUUCCUCGGUGCAAGCAGGACUUAAGAGACCUUCCACUACCCUUAUAUUUCGCUACAACACCAACCAACCAGCCGGAAGGAAAAGGGGGGUUAGGGUUUUAUGGGGGUUUGGGGUGGCAGGGAGGGGUUUGUCACACCAGCAGGAAUUGGCGUGAGCGUUCCUCCCAGGGACAAAUCCCUCCCGUCUUCUCUGCAAUUUAAACUAGGAACAAAAGUAUGUGUAUAUUUUAUUUUUUGGUUUUUAUUUUCCUUUUUUUUUUCUGUUGGAAAUUUUAUUCAGUUUUAUUUUUCGUUGUUGGAGGGUGGUGCAGUGUGUCUGUCCGCCUCUCUCUAUACUCUACCUAACAUACAGUACAGGAGGGGGGCUCUGCUUUGCUUCGACUGACUAUUGUACAGUGUUGUAAUGUGUGGAGAAAAGGCGUCCGUUCGCCUGCAGGCGCAUGGCCGCUACGCCGGUCGGUAGGGAGCCACGUUACCGCCUGACGGGGCGACACUAGCCAAUCACUGUUUGGGUUGUUUAUGUGGGGGAUAAUUAAAGCGCUUCCUACUCAGGACUUGAGAGAUUAGGUCACUGCUGCCAGAGAGGAGUUACUCUCGUUUUCAUCCUCUGUCCCUUGUUCAUCAGACCUCCCAGUCCUCGAUCGUGUUUAACCACAUCGUACUCGCAUAAUCACACGCUGAAAGCCAACAUACGUGUCCCACAGCCUGCCUGUAGAGAGCAGCAAACGUGUAGAGGAUGCCACAGAAAGAGGGAGACAGAGAAGAAAAUGUCUAGAUUGUAUGCUUGAU